AUGGGGGUGGCAGCGUCCUCCCCCUGCGGCUGGGCACCAGCGCCCACGUGCAGGGCAGCCCCCUCCUCUCCCCUGCUCACACCUCGAGCCCUUGUGCCUUCGGCCCUCACACCUCCACUGCCCACACCUCCAGCCCUUGCACCUCCAGCCAUUGCACCUCCAACCGUUGCACCUCCAGCCCUCACACCUCCAGACCUUGCACCUCCAGCCCUCGCACCUCCAGCCCUCGCACCUCCAGCCCUCGCACCUCCAGCCCUUCCACCUCCAGCCAUUGCACCUCCAGCCGUUGCACCUCCAGCCCUCACACCUCCAGACCUUGCACUUCCAGCCCUCACAUCUCCAGCCCUCGCAUCUCCAGCCCUCACACCUCCAGCCCUCACAUCUCCAGCCCUUGCACCUCCAGCCCUCGCACUUCCAGGCAUUGCACCUCCAGCCCUCACACCUUCAGCCCUCGCACCUCCAGCCCUCGCACCUCCAGCCCUUGCACCUCCAGCCAUUGCACCUCCAGCCGUUGCACCUCCAGCCCUCACACCUCCAGACCUUGCACUUCCAGCCCUCACAUCUCCAGCCCUCGCAUCUCCAGCCCUCACACCUCCAACCCUCACAUCUCCAGCCCUUGCACCUCCAGCCGUUGCACCUCCAGCCCUCACACCUCCAGCCCUUGCACCUCCAGCCCUCACAUCUCCAGCCCUUGCACCUCCAGCCAUUGCACCUCCAGCCCUUGCACCUCCAGCCCUCGCACCUCCAGCCCUUGCACCUCCAGCCAUUGCACCUCCAGCCGUUGCACCUCCAGCCCUCACACCUCCAGACCUUGCACUUCCAGCCCUCACAUCUCCAGCCCUCGCAUCUCCAGCCCUCACACCUCCAGCCCUCACAUCUCCAGCCCUUGCACCUCCAGCCGUUGCACCUCCAGCCCUCACACCUCCAGCCCUUGCACCUCCAGCCCUCACAUCUCCAGCCCUUGCACCUCCAGCCAUUGCACCUCCAGCCCUUGCACCUCCAGCCCUCACACCUCCAGCCGUUGCACCUCCAGCCCUUGCACCUCCAGCCCUUGCACCUCCAGCCAUUGUAACUCCAGAUCUCGCACCUCCAGCCCUUUUACCUCCAGAUCUCACACCUCCAACCCUCACACCUCCAGCCCUCGCACCUCCAGCCCUUGUACUUCCAGCUCUUGCACCUCCAGCCCUCACACCUCCAGCCCUUGCACCUCCAGCCGUUGCACCUCCAGCCCUUGCACCUCCAGCCCUCCAGCCCUCACAUGCGCAGCACUCACCAGCCCAGGCUGGUGGGAGGCACUCGGGGCUAUUUCAGGGGGGACAGGGACGGGCUCGCACAGGGUGCUGA
This is a messenger RNA of Cygnus atratus (black swan), 1344 nucleotides long. RefSeq lists its product as uncharacterized. Lineage: Eukaryota; Metazoa; Chordata; Aves; Anseriformes; Anatidae. The transcript has a single exon. The record is from RefSeq and is a predicted model, not a curated record. The coding region runs from base 1 to 1344 and encodes 447 amino acids.